This is a messenger RNA of Acanthisitta chloris (rifleman), 2139 nucleotides long. It is a transcript of the gene GPR149, whose product is annotated as G protein-coupled receptor 149. The record is from RefSeq and is a predicted model, not a curated record. Lineage: Eukaryota; Metazoa; Chordata; Aves; Passeriformes; Acanthisittidae. Gene Ontology annotation, molecular function: G protein-coupled receptor activity; neuropeptide binding. The transcript is spliced from 4 exons. Bases 1 to 2139 code for a protein of 712 amino acids. Gene Ontology annotation, cellular component: membrane; neuron projection. Gene Ontology annotation, biological process: neuropeptide signaling pathway.
AUGUCGGUUUUGCCUGGUAAUUUGUCACUCAAUGGGACGAGCUUAUUCAUCGAGAGCCACGGCAGCACGGACAAACCCAGCGAGCACAGAACUUGGAAUGUCUUUCUGUUCUGCUUGACUUUUACCAUUGCAUUCCCAGCUCUUCUGGGCAGCAUUUAUUCACUGGUUUCCCUGCUGAAAAUGCAGAACAAAACCACUGUGUCCAUGAUUGUGACCUCUUUGGCAAUAGAUGAUUUGAUCACCGUCGUGCCAGUGAUUCUUUUCAUGCUCACCCAGUGGUCAAGCGAAGCCCUGCCCCAGCCUCUGUGCACAACCUCAGCACUUAUGUAUUUAUUCCAGGGUAUUUCUAGCAAUCUGAAAGGGUCACUUAUAGUUUCUUACAACUUCUACACCAUGAGCACGACUGAGAUACUGAGCUACAGCUCCUCCGAGCGACGCGUGAGUGUGGUGUGGGCCAUCCUCACCAUCUGGAUUGUUAGCUUGCUGAUCUGCAUUUUGCCCCUCUGUGGAUGGGGUGGGUACAUCCCCACCUCCUGGGGCUGCUUCACUGACUGUGCCAGCUCCUACACCCUGUUUGUAUCCAUUGCCUACUCGCUGUGCUGCUGCCUCCUCACAGUGCUGGCUGUGCCUCUCACUUACCAGCUGCUGUGCUCGGGUGAGCCUCAGCUCCUACACUCGGAGUACCUGGAGGUGUCUGGAGGCUUCAACACCCCCGGGACACCUGCAGGCUGUGCUGCACCAUCGCUGUCACCGCUGGACCCUGGGGAUAAAACCCUGGAGCACUCCCCAAACUCGGAGGCAGUUUUUGGGAAAGGAGUGGCUGAAAGUGGUACUCUCAUGAGCAGCACACAGAGCAGGAGCUUCAUGGUGGGCUUUGCCCAGAAACGUUUCUCCCUCAUCCUUGCACUGACCAAAGUGGUUCUCUGGCUCCCAAUGAUGAUACAGAUGGUUGUCCAAUACUUCACUGGUCUGCAGAGCCUUUGGCUGGAGACACUGAGCUUCCCCCUGACUUUGCUGGCUGUCACAGUCACUCCUGUGUUUGUCCUGUCAGAGCACUGGGUCCAUCUGCCCUGUGGCUGCGUCAUCAACUGCAGGAGGAAUUCCUGUGCAGUGUCUUCAGAGGAUCUCGAAACCAAACGCAGAGGUUUCGAGUUCAACCUCUCAUUCCAGCAAGGCUAUGGAAUCUACAGGAUAUCCCAGGAAAACCACCACCGCCACCACAAUGGUGAUGGUAAAUCCACGUCCUGCCACAACCUGGUGAGCUGUGCUGGUGAUGAGCUGGAGCCUGGCAGGGGCAGGAGUGAUGCCCCCAGCCCUGGACGGUCAUUGAUCCCCCUCACGGCCCUGGCACACAGCUCCCCCCCGGGGGGGCCCAUGGCAGGGCUGGACCCCCCACAGCACCCACCAGCUGGGCUGGGAGCCUCUCGGGGGGAGCAGGGCACUGCCUGUGAUCCCUCGGUGUUCCCUGAAGGACCAGAGUGGAGGUUAUCCCACGAGGAAAGCCACAAGCCUGAGCUCACCGACUGGGAGUGGUGCAGGAGCAAAUCCGAGAGGACUCCUCGGCAGCGCUCGGGAGGGGCCUUGGCCAUCCCUCUGUGGGCAUUCCAAGGGACUGUGUCCCUCCAGGCACCCACGGGGAAAACCUUCUCCCUAUCUACCUAUGAGGUAAGCUCUGAGGGGCAAAAAAUCACCCCCACGGCCAAGAAAAUUGAGGUUUAUCUAUCCAACAGCGUCGGGCAUGAGCCAAACCCAGAGGAGUCUCCCAACACGUUUGCUGACACAAGUGUGAAGAUCCACCUAGAGGUGCUUGAGAUCUGUGACAAUGAAGAAGCCCUGGACACUGUGUCCAUCAUCAGCAACAUCAGCCAGUCCUCGGCGCAGGCGCGCUCACCCUCCCUGCGCUACUCGCGCAAGGAGAACAGGUUUGUGUCCUGUGACCUGGGCGAAAGUGCCUCCUACUCCCUGCUCAUCCCCUCCAACAACCCUGGCAGCGACAUCAGCAUAUCCAUCCCAGACACCGUGGAGGCUCAUCGGCAGAACAGCAGGAAGCAGCACCUGGACAGAGAUGGUUACCAGGAGGAGAUUCAGCUGCUGAACAAAGCCUACAGGGAGCGGGAGGAAGGUGGGGACAGCAGCUGA